GUAAAUCAUUUGUGGCAGCCUGGUGUAUCCGCAGCAGAUUCCCGGAGAAACGUUUCCUUCCCGACGAUCGGUGUGCAUCAGUUCUAUCGAGAUGUCCAAACCGGCAGGAACACAACAGCAGGAGCUGCCCAGCUAUCUCACGGAAUCGCUGAUCAAGCGGUCGCUCGAGCACGAUCUGCAGCGCCCUGUAACGGUCGAUCGUUUCACCGCAGGACCUGCAACGGUAGCCGGUGAUAACUAUCUGAGUGAUGUGUUCUGGAUCCGGGUGGAAUACGACGGUGGAUCGGCUGAGAAACGGCUGCUAGCGAAAUGUAUGCCGGAUGUUGGUGAUCGUGGUGCUACAUUGGACGUGCUGGAUGCAUUUCGCAAAGAGUCGGAAACGUUCCAACACUUGCUGCCCGAGUUCAGUCGACUUAUUGCCGCUGACGAGAAGGAACAGUUUGGGGCGAAAUGUUACUACGCCACAACCGAACCCGUUCGAACGAUCGUGUUCGAGGAUCUGAAAGCGCUUGGGUUUCGCAUGUGCGAUAGAACGAAAGGUGGGCUGGAUUUCGAGCAUAUGGCGCUGGUAAUGCGCAAGAUUGCUAAGUUCCAUGCCGCCUCAAUGCUGUACGCCAAGCAGAGCCCAGAUCACGAACGUCGUUUGGCCUCGCGCUAUGCGUACGGACUCCACAAUCCACUGGAAAAGCCCGACGAAUGUCGCAUUCUGGAAGCAUUCCAGAAAGGGUUGGAAAAAUUCCUUUCUGUUGCAAGCGGUUGGCCAGAGCUGGAUUCGGCGGUGUUGCAGAAGCUGGAAACAAUACGGCCAACCUUUAAGCAACGCAUUGCCGACUGUGUCAAGCCACAGCAACCGGGUGCACGCUACAAGGCACUCAACCAUGGCGAUUUGUGGAGCAACAACAUGAUGUUCCGGUAUGAGAACGAUUCUUCCGUGCGAGAGAUCAUGUUCGUCGAUUACCAACUUUCGACGUAUGGCAGCCCGGGAUUAGAUCUUGUCUACACGCUCUACAAUUGUCCACAGCGGGAUAUUCGUCUUGAUCGACGUGAGGAAAUGUUGAAGGUGUACCACCAGGCUUUGCGCGAAACAUUGAAAAAGAACCAAUACGAAGCUGUGCCUUCGUUAGAAGAUGUUAAAGAGGAAUUUACCAGGAAUGAAUUUUUCGGACUCGUUUGCUCAAUUACAUUCCUUCCGAUCAUGACGAUGGAACGAUCAAACGAUUUGGACUUAAGCUUCGACGCUUUCUUUAAAGACGACCAUGGAGAACGUGUUCGGGAUGUACAGUACAAUGGAGCGGUAUUUCGUCAGGCGGUAGUACCGAUACUGCACAAUCUUCACGCUCGUGGCUAUAUCCAGUAAUUGAAGAUUCGCUCCCGCGAAUCCCUUUUACAUCUAUCAACUUUUACACCUUGUCCAAGGAGCUCUGUACAAGUACAAAAUAAAAAAGUGAUCAAGAAGAUAGCAAA
Messenger RNA from Anopheles funestus (African malaria mosquito), 1464 nucleotides. RefSeq lists its product as uncharacterized. The record is from RefSeq and is a predicted model, not a curated record. The transcript has 2 exons. Lineage: Eukaryota; Metazoa; Arthropoda; Insecta; Diptera; Culicidae. Bases 92 to 1357 code for a protein of 421 amino acids.